GAGAGAUGGAUAGCAGAGGGGUUUGUUAAAUCCAGGGUUGGGUGGAACAUUGAGGAUGUUGGAAAAAGCUACUUUAAUGAGUUAAUCAAUCGAAGCAUGAUUGAGCCAUCAAGGGUGAGCGUAGAAGGAAAUGUUAAGAGUUGUAGAGUUCAUGAUAUCAUGCGUGAUGUCAUGGUGUCAAUUUCAAGAGAUGAAAAUUUUGUGUACUUGGCUGGAGAAAAUGUAACCAGUGUAGCAGAGAACUUCCGGCAUGUAGCAUUCCAUUGUAGAAGCAACAAUGAUUUAGGCAUGGACUGGUGCCAUGUUCGGUCAUUAACAAUGUUUAGUGAGAGACCCAAAGAGCUACCACCUUCACUUUGUUCACCCAACUUGAGAAUGCUUAGAGCUUUGGAUCUAGAAGGUGCACAAUUUAGAGUAACAGAGAAAGAUAUCAGCAACAUAGGAGUAUUGCGCCACUUGAAAUACAUGAAUCUUUCGUAUCCCAAAGGGUAUUCAAAUAUUUAUAAACUUCCAAGGUGUAUAGGAAAACUACAAGGCUUGCAGAUUUUGGACAUACGAGACACUUAUAUUUCAACCCUCCCAGUUCAAGUCAGUAAACUCCGGAGUCUCCGUAGCCUUCGUUGUUGCAAAAAUACAGUGCAUUCCAACUUCGGCCCACAUAGCCCUAGUGAACAGCUGGCAAAGAUCAGGCCGCCGCCCGUGCCCAUGAUAGUUACACCUGUAUAUGGUCCGGCCCAGGGUAACAGGGUCAAUGUGGUCUCUGGUGUACAAAUGGCCUACUCUAGCCGUUGGUUUGAGUCAGCGGGUGUGAGUUUGCCAAGAGGUAUUGGUAACUUAAAAGAGUUACUUAUACUGGAGGUUGUUGACAUCACACGAACUAGUGGAAAAGCAGUGAAAGAGAUGGGGGAGCUUACGCAGCUAAGAAAACUAAGUGUGGUAACACAAGGUGCCACCGAGGAAAAAUGUAAGCUCCUUUGUGUAGCUAUUCAGAAGCUCUCUUCACUGCGCUCUCUUCGCAUGGAAGCUAAUGGACGGGGUAAUGGCCAUGGAACACUUGAGUGGCUGCAUUCUCUUGUGUCUCCUCCACCCCUCCUGAAGACCCUGAACUUGGUUGGAAGUCUUGGAGAAGAGAUGCCCGCUUGGGUGGGAAGUCUGAUGCAUUUGGUGAAGGUUUACUUUGAGUACAACCGGCUGAAGGAAGAAAGUAAAACCUUGGAAAUACUAGGGACACUGCCGAAUCUCAUUCUCUUUCGUCUUGGGUGGGAUUCUUAUGUUGGAGACAAGCUAGUCUUUAAAGCGGAAGCAUUUCCAAGCCUGAUGACACUUGAUAUAUGGGGCCUCAAUCAACCAAGACAGUUGGCUUUUGAGAAGGGCUCCUCCCCUAAGCUGGAAACGGUACAAAUAUCUGGAGUCUUGCUGAGAUUGGGGAUUAUUGGUAUCAAGCACCUUCCAAGUCUCAAGGAGAUUACCCUUGGAGACUUUGCUCACGUGGCGAAUCUUGCCGUGCUGCGAAAUGAAGUGGACAUACACCCGAACCGUCCCAUGCUGCGACUGGCAGAGGGGCGGACCAGCCAUGACCUUGGAAGGAUCCCCAAAGGCUCCAAUGUACAAGUGAUAGAAGAAAAUGAAGAAUUAGAACCACCCCAAAUCCAUGAGCCUGCAGAAACAGGAGAGACCUCCUCGCAGACAUCGACGAGUGGGACCAACAGUGAAGACGAUGAACUUGAGGAUGUCCAAGGAUCUAAUGUUGUAAAAGUCGACGAAACAGAGGAGGAAUCAGCCCUCGCUCCUGAGACUGGGACGGCAGGAGAGAGCUCACAACCAGAGGUGGUGCUGGCCAUGCCGACAUCAAAAGACAGUGAAGGAGAAGGAUCUAAUGUUGUACAAGUAGAAGAAACAGAGGAGGAGCCAGUCCUCCUUCCUGAGAUUGGUACGGCGGGAGAGAGCUCACAAUCAGAGGUGGUGGAGGUCAUGUCGACAAUGGAAGUCAGCGAGAUCAAUGGCCAAGUGCAUGUCGAAUUUGAAGGCUUCUCUGUGGUGGAAGACGACGAAGAUGAUUUCUGCUCUUGCAUUUCUGAUGACCUGCAAGAUAAUCUUUCUUAGUGAAUGCUGCUCAAUUGUUUCUAUUCGGCGAUCAUCACUAGCAGAAGAACAUCACAGUUUGUAUUAUUGGCGAGCAGAACAAAACAUGGGUCAAAGCUGGAGCAGGGCAUGAUCAAAUCAACAGUCAUGUGGCAACGCAAAACCUACAACCUCAGUCUAAAAUUAAGAGGGAGUAUUUGUUUGCUGAGCAUUUUCGUGCAAAUGAACAUCAACUUCUGGUAUGUUAUUUCUCUAUGUUGUAAGCAUUAUACAGUGGUUACACAGUUUAAGUGGUUAUACAGUGUGCAAAAUGCUGUUAUG
Molecule: messenger RNA, 2403 nt
Organism: Triticum aestivum (bread wheat)
Lineage: Eukaryota; Viridiplantae; Streptophyta; Magnoliopsida; Poales; Poaceae
Product: disease resistance protein PIK6-NP
Exons: 5
Coding region: 97-2103 (668 amino acids)
Source: RefSeq, a predicted model, not a curated record